AUGUCUUCUAUGCGAAAUGCCGUUCAUCGACGGCAGCACCGCGAGCGUGGUCAGCUCGAAGGGCGAGAGAAAUGGGGUAUACUGGAGAAACACAAGGACUACUCUCUCCGUGCCAAAGAUUACAAUCAGAAACAACAAAAACUCCAACGUCUGCGCGAGAAGGCGCGCGACCGUAACCCCGACGAAUUCGCAUUUGGCAUGUUAUCGGACCGAAAUGCACAACAGGGUAAGCAUGGUGCGCGCGAUUCAGCAUCGCUCAGCCAUGAUACGGUGAAAUUACUCAAGACGCAGGACGCCGGUUAUCUGAGAACAGUUGGCGAGAGAGUGCGCAGAGAGAUGGAGCGGUUGGAAAGAGAGGUGCGAUUGCAGGACGGCAUGGAAAAGAUUCUGGGGGUGAAGGGGCCCUCGUCGAGGAACCAUGAGGAUAAGGAUGAGGAUGAUAUUCUUCUUGGUGGUGGUGGAAAUAAGAAACGGAAACUUGUCUUUGCGGAUAGUCGAGAAGAUCAGAAGAGACUUGGUCGGCAAAUUGAUUCUGAAGGAGAUGACGAGGAUGAUGAUCAGGAGGAGGUGGUGGUGGAGGAAGAUGAGGACAAAGAGAGCGAAUCGCUCGGAAAACAGCUACAAAAAUCAAAGCAACCGUCAAAGAGACAAAUAGAGGCUCAACGACAAGCUCAUUUACAACGACGUGCGGCCAAACGACUAAAACGACGAGCAGCAGAAAGUCGUCGCAAGAAAUUGGAAGCCCUCAGAAAACAAUAUACAGAAAUUACGGCCGCUGAGAGAGAACUUGAGUUGCAACGAGCCCGAAUGUCGAAUUCUAUCGGAGGCGUCAAUAAAAACGGUGUGAAAUGGAAAGUGAAGGAACGCAAGAGGUAG
This is a messenger RNA of Talaromyces atroroseus, 876 nucleotides long. RefSeq lists its product as hypothetical. The record is from RefSeq and is a predicted model, not a curated record. Gene Ontology annotation, cellular component: small-subunit processome; nucleolus. Gene Ontology annotation, biological process: rRNA processing. The transcript is spliced from 2 exons. Bases 1 to 876 code for a protein of 291 amino acids. Lineage: Eukaryota; Fungi; Ascomycota; Eurotiomycetes; Eurotiales; Trichocomaceae.